Indicator indicator is the source of this 611-nucleotide messenger RNA. It is a transcript of the gene IMP3, whose product is annotated as IMP U3 small nucleolar ribonucleoprotein 3. Gene Ontology annotation, biological process: rRNA processing. The record is from RefSeq and is a predicted model, not a curated record. The transcript has a single exon. Gene Ontology annotation, molecular function: snoRNA binding; rRNA binding; structural constituent of ribosome. NCBI's taxonomy places the organism in Eukaryota, Metazoa, Chordata, Aves, Piciformes, Indicatoridae. Gene Ontology annotation, cellular component: Mpp10 complex; small-subunit processome; small ribosomal subunit. The coding region runs from base 1 to 558 and encodes 185 amino acids.
AUGGUGCGGAAGCUGAAGUACCAUGAGCAGAAGCUGCUGCGGCGGCUGGAGCUGGUGAACUGGGAGGCUUCGGGGGGGAACCUGGCCGAGGUGAAGGCGCUGCGGCGGUACCGAGUGGGCCGGCGGGAGGAUUACGUGUUGUACAAGUCGCUGGCCCGCACCGUCCGCACCUUAACCCGCCGCCUCCGCGACCUGGGACCGUCCAGCGCCGCCUUCCGUACCCGCUGCGCCGCCGCGCUGCUGGAGAAGCUCUACGGCCUGGGUCUAGUGAGCUCCCGGCGGUCGCUGGCUGUCUGUGAGAGCCUCUCGGCCUCCGCCUUCUGCCGCCGACGCCUGCCUUGCCUGCUGGUGAAGCUGCGGAUGGCGCAGAACCUGCGCCACGCCGUCACCUUUGUGGAGCAGGGGCACGUCCGCGUGGGGCCCGAGGUGGUGACCGACCCCGCUCUCCUCGUCCCCCGCGCUGUGGAGGACUUCAUCACGUGGGUGGACGCCUCUCGCCUUCGGCAGAAGGUGCUCGACUACAACCAGGAACGGGACGACUUCGACCUGGCUGCCUAAGGACGAGCUGUCUGGUCUGCCUCUGCUGCCCCUACUCAGCUCUGCCCCAUGGG